CCGGAGCUCAGCUCAGCUCACUAGCGGCUGCAGGUCAAAACCAGAAGAGCUCUCGCUGUCUCUUUCCGUGUCUGUGCGUGUGCUUAGCUACAAAAGCUACACACCAACGCCAUUCUCCCGACAAGAUGCCCACCCUUUUAACUUGCUUUUAACUCUUCCGCUCGGCGCUUUUAAAGCCUGAGGAUACUGGUAUGUUACCGGAGGAUGGAAACGGACGACGUGUCGGUUAGAGAGCAACUUUUCCACAACCGCGUCCGGGAGACUAUAAUCUGCGUGCUCCUGUUUACAUGCCUCUACAUGGUGUCCUACCUCAUCCUCACCCACUUUAAGAAGGCAGCAGAGUUUGUCACAGAUGAUAUUGAAGAUGCCACCGUCAACAAAAUUGCGCUGUGGCUGUGUACGUUCACCCUGUCCGUCGCGGUGUGUGCCGUGCUCCUUCUACCCAUCUCAAUUCUGUCCAACGAGGUUCUGCUCACCUUCCCACAGAGCUACUACAUGCAGUGGCUCAACGGAUCCCUCAUCCACGGCUUGUGGAACCUAGUUUUUCUAUUCUCCAAUUUAUCCCUGGUCUUCCUCAUGCCCUUUGCUUAUUUCUUCACCGAGUCCGAGGGGUUUGCAGGGUCCAAAAAGGGGGUGAUGGCACGAGUGUAUGAAGCAGUUGUGCUGCUCUUGCUGCUGGCUCUGCUUGUGCUGGGUAUUGUGUGGGUGGCUUCAGCCCUCCUCCAUGACAACAUCGCACGGAAGAGUCUCUAUGACCUGUGGGAGUAUUACCUGCCCUACCUGUAUUCGGGUAUCUCUCUGUUUGGAGUGCUGCUGCUUUUGCUGUGCACUCCCUUUGGGUUGUCUCGAAUGUUCAGUGUAACCGGCAGCCUGCUCGUCAAACCGCGGCUGCUGGAAGAUGUUGAAGAUACUCUGAGCUGCACCAUAUUUGAGGAAGACACUCUCUCCAGGAAACUCAAAUGUGGCAACACAUGCUGGGAUAAGCUGAACAUGGAGGUUAUGAAAAAAGAGUACCAAGCGGUCCAGAGCAAGCGCGUCGCCCUGGAAAUGCGUAGGAAAGCAUCCCCAUGGCAGCGAAACCUGGGCUAUCCGCUAGCUAUGCUUAUGCUCCUCGCACUGACGGUGAUGUGUGUACUCAUGGUGUGUUUCAAUGUGUUGGAGUUGCUACUGGAUGAGGCAGCUUUGCCCAGAGGAAUGGAGGACCCUCACCUGGGGAUGGCCUCCUUCUCCAUGUUCGGCUCCCUGGGCGCCGCAGUUCAAGUCGUCCUUAUCCUCUACCUAAUGGUGUCUUCAGUGGUGGGUUUCUACAGUUCUCCCCUCUUCACUGGCCUCUUGCCUCGUGCACAAGACACUAACCUGACGCAGAUAAUUGCAAACUGUGUUUCACUGCUCAUCCUGAGCUCCGCUCUGCCAGUCUUUUCACGCACACUUGGGAUCACCCGCUUCGAUCUACUGGGCGACUUCGGUCGGUAUAACUGGCUCGGGAACUUCUACGUGGUCUUUCUGUACAACAUGCUGUUCGCCGGUCUCACGUCGGCCUCCCUGAUAAAGACGGUCACCUGGGCAGUACAGAGAGAGCUCAUCCGUGCCUUCGGUCUCCACAGGCUGCCUUUAACCGUGUCACGCUCCACCGUCCCCUUCAGACUCCUCCUGGCCAGUGGACUGUCGAAAAUCCAGUGACUUAAUCUUCCUCACCGCUGCCUUUCCUAACAUUUUCAAAGUGAGCCAGUGCGUACCUGUUGCAUUAAAGGCAUUUGCAAUUCAGUCCGUUUGCCAGUUGGAACACAGGCUGAGUCGCUCCGUAUGAGUGGACUGGAGAAGGUGACGAGUCCGUCUGCACUGUGUCUACUGGGAGCCUUCUGGAUGCUGUGUUUAAUCACCAAUAUGUCAGGGUCAAGGUUUGUGCCGCUGUCUGACUGCAAAGACGAGUAAUGGAACAAGCCGCUAUCGGGAGUCGUGGAUAUGACUGGAACGAGGGGAAAAGGGAUUAAAGCCAUGUCGGCAGUGCUGCCGUAGUGAACCAUAACCCAACAGUCCCCCAGCAAACCAGACGCCUUAAAAAAGAAAAAAAAGAAAAAGAGGAUCCUUGGAUAACUGUUGCUCUGUUGACAUAAUUAAAAGUCAGCAGAGUUAUUUUGAAAUAUUACAUUGUCGCUGUGACAUAAUUUCCUCUUCCUCCUUCAGGUCGAUUGAGUGCUCUCUCUUUCUUUGUGGCCUCCCCACGCUUUCCUCUAGGGCUGUACCACUAUUUUAAGAUUGGGGAUCCUCUGUUUCCAUGUGCUCGGUGGCCCAGUCUGCAGCAGUGUUAAGUUAGCGGUUGUGCAGGUUUAGACGGGGGAUUACAGGUGGAUGUUAUAGUCUCAGUUUACUGGAAUUAAGAACAUUUUCUCUGAAGGUUUCUUUUAAAACUGGGUUGUUAUUUAUUUUUUUGUGUGACAGUAAAUUUGCUGAGGGGGGGCUCUAGGCCAGGAAUUACAAAACAUAAAAACAAAAAAAAAAAACGGAAAGCUUUACACAUUGUCUUAUGCAAGACCUUUGAAUGCCAUGUAACACUCAUUAGGAGGAACGUCUGCCUUACGUCAAUCAAACUGUGAAUCAUUAAGAAAUUGUAUGGGGGAAGUGCAAUAUCUUAGAAGUAAAAGCACAUUGUGUUUUUACUUUACCAAAAGUCUUUUUUUUUUCUAAUUUUCCGUAUCUUUUCUACUCGUUUUCUGUGAAUUAUUUUUACAUAUCAUUCCUUGUUGGUUGGACAUUAGGGUGAAUGCUUAAAUAUGUAAAUAGGGUAUUUUUAAACUGUAAAUGUGACUGCUGGGGCUUGCAGUCCUUACCAGUGUCAUUUUUUUAAUAUUAUUAUUACUUUUUAGGUUAUGAUAACUUGAAUUCUAUAAUAUCAGCAUUAUUUCCACAACCCUGUGUUGGUGAUCCUGUGUCACCGUUUGCUUUUUGCUGCUGUAUCAGCAGGUUAUUUGCUGUUGGUUUGUCCAGCAGAUGUCUCUAAAAUCCAACACCAGCCUCUGCUCUGUGUUGUGUAAGGUUCUCCUCUCUCUGUCUGUCUCUCUCUGGUUAGUUAUUAUAUGCACUACACAUGGAGCGCUCUGGGAAUAUUCCUUCAGAUGUUUUGAGCAUUCACAGUUCGUAUAGUUUUUAUCAUUAUUUAUGGAGACAUUGGGGUCCACACUUCACAUAACGAUCCGGUAGAACUUUGUUGAAUGUGAUGCAUCUGAGACAAAAUAAUCAUUAGUAGUUGUCAAAGAUUUUUUUUAAAAAAAAACGUGUUUAAUGUUUACUUUUGAAAUGCUCUGACUAUUUUUUUUUUUCUAAACAUCAUCGUUUCACUGUGCUGUGAGCCGAAAGCAAUAAAAAUGUCUGUGUUUUUAA
Mugil cephalus (flathead mullet) is the source of this 3378-nucleotide messenger RNA. It is a transcript of the gene lmbr1l, whose product is annotated as limb development membrane protein 1-like. NCBI's taxonomy places the organism in Eukaryota, Metazoa, Chordata, Actinopteri, Mugiliformes, Mugilidae. Gene Ontology annotation, biological process: receptor-mediated endocytosis; signal transduction. The coding region runs from base 205 to 1680 and encodes 491 amino acids. Gene Ontology annotation, molecular function: transmembrane signaling receptor activity. The transcript is spliced from 17 exons. The record is from RefSeq and is a predicted model, not a curated record.